GUAAAAAAUAAAAAAAAUAAAUUAAGGUAGCUCAAAAUUCGCAAAAAUAAAAAAAAACUAACACUUUCGCUCCACCUUCACGACUUCUCCUCCUUCACCCCUUCACAGCGCGCUCCUCCUUCUCCUUCACCUCUCUUCCUUCUCUGUUGCUGCAUCUCACUCCAUUAAUUGUUGUUUUGGUUUGUUCGAAUUUGGGAUCAGCUUUAUGGGAUUUUUAUCAAAGUUUGAGGAGAGGGAGCAAGGUUGGAGAUUUCCGGCUUGACAUGUCAACAUUCGCCGCCACUGUUCAGGCUAUCACACUUUAACAUCAGAACUGAUUUCAGAGCUGAAAUUCAGAACUGAUUUCAGUGCUGAAACUCAGAACUGAUUUCAGUGCUAAAAUUCAAAACUGAUUUCAGCUCUGAAACUCAGAAAUGAUUUCAGUGCUAAAAUUCAGAACUGAUUCAGUGCUGAAAUUCAAAACUGAUUUCAGAGCUGAAUUUCAGAUCUGAAGUUCAGAAUUGAAAAUUAGAACUGAAUCAAAACUGAAAUUCAAGACUGAAAAUCAGAACUAAAAUCAAAGUUUUGGAUCCUUUUGAGUUUUGAGUGACGAGAUAGUACUUGACCAAAUCGCUAAUACUUCAACAUUUAAGUUCAGAUCCACUCCUUGGAUAGCUUCAAAAAUGGAAUUGUAUUAUGCAUUAUUUUUGUAUUUUGUUUUAUGCAAGCAUUUCUAGAUCAAGGAGCAUAAAUAUGGCCAUUCAACAAAGUCAAGAGCAAACUUCCUCAAGCCAAGAUGUUGCUUUGCAAGCCACAUCAUCUAAGAAGAGGAGUAGGGGGCCAUCAAAGGCAAUACAAUCAAGUAAGCCUAUGGUGCUUGAAUUCAAUGAUUAUGACUUGCCUACUAGUGAAUGGGAACUCGUUUAUGGAAAACAAAUUGGUGCAUGUGCUAAGAGAUUAGACAUCACUGUGAAUGAGUAUGCAAAAAUAGAUAAAGUGGAUCGGGAAAAUAUAUGGGAGGAGACAAAGCGAAUGUUCCACAUUGAGGAUCCAAGUGGAGAAAGGCAAAAAAGGUUUCAUAGUGUUGUGGCUUCGCGAUUCAGCUGUCACAAGUCGAAUUUAAGGGCACGAAUCAUCACUUUUAAAAACCCAUACCCGGCCACUUCUCCUAAAGCAAAUAUGAAGCCAUGGGAAGUGUAUGAAGGUUACUUUACAGAGGAGAAAUGGAAGAGGUUCGAAAUAUAUAGUAAAUCAGCAGAAUUCAAGGAAAAGAGUGAAAAGGGGAAGGAAAAUGUAAAGCUAAACAAAUGUCGCCAUCACUUGGGUCGAAACAGUUUUCAAAGAGCUCGGAUAAUUUUGAAUAAGCAAAAGAGACUUGAAAAUAGAUUUCCUGCUCUGGCAGAAUCUUCAACUACUGGCAACACUUCCCAGAGCAGUACAUCAACUGGUUCUAUUUUUGAUCGUCGAGCUCUUGAGUGGGGUUUAGCUCAUGAAAAGCGGUUGCCAGAUGGAACAUGGGGCAUCGACCCAAAAGAUACGGAGACUAUUCGAAUUGCCAAUGUAGUUGUAUCUCAUAGUUUAUCAAAACAAAUAAAUCUACUGGAAUUACAGAUUUCUGGUCAUCUAAUUAACUUUUUCUAUGUUUUUUCAAAUAGGAAGAGAACUUGCAAAAAUAAUCAAAGGAAUCUGAGGAAGGAGAGUGUAAACAAUCAGAGCGAGGCGUUGAUGCCCUUACUUUGGCAUUUGGGAAAAAGGACCAUCGUGGAUUUGUGAAAGGACUUGGUGGAUGUGGGAUUGGUGUCGGCUAUAGAAAAGCAUUUGGCCCGGUAAAAGGUAAAAACAUGUCUAAAAGUGGUUUCUCAUUACAAGAACUAGAUGAAUUUAAAGAGAACUUAACUCGAGAAUUUGAAGAAAAAUUAAAGGAAGGCAUUGCAGCAGCUGUAAAUUCUUAUCUUUCUGAUUUCAUACCACACAUUACUGCUAAUGAUUUGCAAGUAAAUGAUGCUCAACCUUCCCCAUCUUCCUCAACCAAUCCAACAGAGCUAAGUCCUCCCUUGUUAGAGGUCCCAACUAAAUGUCGUCUUGCUUUAGUUGAUGAGUUCAGUGGGAACUCAGUGAUUGUGGCCGAUGGAACGGCAGAACCUUUUCCUAGUGGAGUGAUUCAUAACAAGAAAAUGAACCGUGACAUUUAUAGAGUUAGUGUUGACCAUGUUUACAGUGAUUAUUCUCACCUAAAUCUCCCAGAAGAGACUGAUGACGGUAUCACCAAGUUGGGUGAGGCGUAAGGUUUUUUUUUGGGGUGACUGGCAGAUUUAGUCUUCUUUACGGAUGAGGUUAUGACUUUGGCAAAAAAGACGGAUAAUGAAUUGGUGCAAACCAAAGACAAAGUUGAUAGUUGCGGACCUAUCAACUCAGAGCAUUCAACUAUUAAAGGCAAAGGCAUAACUAUUCCGGAAAAUAUUGUCGAGUCUUGGUAAACAGUGUUCUAUGUUGUAUUAUUGCAUGACUUCAGGAAGUGGAGAUUAUGAUACUACGACAAUUCCAUUGAAGGCUCCAUUAUUUUAUCAAAAGGAAGACACAGAAAUUUAUGCUACUAGUGAUGAUGUCUCUGAAUUACUACGAGGAGCAUGGGCUAAUAUUUCAUUAAUCCAUGUCUACAUAUUGUACUUAAUUGAAGAGCAUAUCUCAUUAUUUCAGAAGACUAGAAUCAAAUUCUUGUGCCCCCAAAAUAUUUCUGCAGCUGAAAUCAAGAAAGAUUUCCUUGAAGUCCAAAUGUAUUUGAAAAAUGCUUUUCUUACUGAAUUAAGGAAAAAGGAUGCACAAUGCAAAUUCAUUUUGGCUCCAUAUAUGGAAGCGAAUCAUUGGGUACUCUAUGUGAUUGAUUUGCGUAUGAGUCUUGUGUAUGAGUUUGAUUCUGUUAUUCAAUCACCUCCGAACGCUCGAAACUCAGAGUUUUCCAAAGUAAUGAAGAUACCUUACAAUGUAUAUAGGUCACACCUUAAAGGAAAUGCUUUCAAAACGAGUAGACCACAAUUACUGCACAUAAGAAUGGAGUGUGCUCAACAAUGUGGUGGUACCGAAUGUGCUUAUUAUGUGAUGAGAUAUAUGUAUGAGAUAGUAUCUUUCCAUAGCAAUUGCAGGGGUAAUUUGAAAGAGAAGUAUUUGGCAAGACUUGCAGCCUACAACGAUGUAGAAUUGGAUGAGAUUCGAGAACAAUGGGCUAAGUUUUUUAGGCUUAAUUUUUUGUUGAAAGACUAGUUAUCUUAUUAAUCGAUGUUAUGAUUUAUCGCAUUUAGCUUAAUAAAAUGAUAUAACACAUUUUUAUAUAUCUACUUUAAUUUUAUUUA
This is a messenger RNA of Chenopodium quinoa (quinoa), 3326 nucleotides long. RefSeq lists its product as uncharacterized. The transcript has 12 exons. The record is from RefSeq and is a predicted model, not a curated record. NCBI's taxonomy places the organism in Eukaryota, Viridiplantae, Streptophyta, Magnoliopsida, Caryophyllales, Amaranthaceae. Gene Ontology annotation, molecular function: cysteine-type peptidase activity. Gene Ontology annotation, biological process: proteolysis. Bases 2467 to 3237 code for a protein of 256 amino acids.